This is a messenger RNA of Fusarium subglutinans, 1080 nucleotides long. RefSeq names its product nitrogen metabolic regulation nmr. NCBI's taxonomy places the organism in Eukaryota, Fungi, Ascomycota, Sordariomycetes, Hypocreales, Nectriaceae. The transcript has a single exon. The record is from RefSeq and is a predicted model, not a curated record. Bases 1 to 1080 code for a protein of 359 amino acids.
AUGUCUCAUCGCAUCUUUGUUAUCGGAGCCACAGGCGCUCAAGGUCUCCCUGUCUGUCGCGGCCUGACCAAAGACGGAGCCUACAGUCUACGGGUCCUCACUCGUGAUGCCAAUUCGCAGCGCGCUAAGCAAUUGGCAGAAUUAGGCGACGUUGAGUUCAUCGAGGGCUCAUUCGCUAAUGAAGACAAUCUACGAAAGGGUUAUGAAGGCUGCUGGGGCGCCUUUGUUAACAUUGACGGCUUUAACACCGGUGAAAAGACAGAAACGUACUGGACUAUCCGCGCUUACGAAUUGGCAAUUGAGUCUGGGAUCAAGUUCUUUGUUUUUGGAAACCUGGAUUAUGGGUAUAAGAAGAGUGGCUAUGACCCCAAGUUCCGGUGUGGCCAUUAUGAUGGAAAGGGUCGUAUGGCGGAGUGGAUGUUGACCCAGAAAAAGACUCACAACAUGGGCACUGCCAUCUUCACUACGGGCCCAUAUAUCGAGAUGGCUAUCUCGGCGCAGACGGUCAUGACUCCACGCAUUGUUGAGGGCGUCGUCACCUGGGCCGUUCCCCUUGCCGACGGAGCUAUUCCUCAUGUCGCCCUCGAUGACUGCGAGCACUACGUCCGCUGGCUAUUCGACAACCCCGAGAGAUCCGACGGACUCGAUCUCGAGGUUGCAAUCGAUCACAUCAACUACCACGACCUAGCAAAGGCUUUCCAGAAGGUCACGGGCAAGCCUGCCCAAUUCAUCGACAUCCCGGUGGAGACUUACUUUGAGCACAUACCAUGGGCUGCCACCGUUCCGUCUGGAUAUAACGCCGAUCUCAAUGAUCCUGCGACCAUGACAUUUAAGCAAAACUUUACUGGUUUCUGGAACAUGUGGAGGCACUCCGGUGGCAAUAAGGGCGUUGUUCAGAGAGAUUAUAAGCUUUUGGAUGAGAUUCACCCGAAUAGGAUCAAGACCGCUGAAGAGUUCUUCCGUAGAGAAGAAGAGAAGCGUAAGGCGCAGGGGCUACCGGGUAUUUUUGAGACAAUUGAGAGUGGAAAUCUCGGUAUGAUCCUCAAGUUGAGUGAGGACGGUAGAAAGGGCAAGUUGUAG